Messenger RNA from Thrips palmi, 7608 nucleotides. RefSeq names its product pumilio homolog 2-like. Gene Ontology annotation, biological process: post-transcriptional regulation of gene expression. NCBI's taxonomy places the organism in Eukaryota, Metazoa, Arthropoda, Insecta, Thysanoptera, Thripidae. Gene Ontology annotation, molecular function: mRNA 3'-UTR binding. Gene Ontology annotation, cellular component: nucleus; cytoplasm. The coding region runs from base 180 to 3917 and encodes 1245 amino acids. The record is from RefSeq and is a predicted model, not a curated record. The transcript is spliced from 19 exons.
AAACACGGUCGAAAUCUUUGACGUCACUCUGCUCCUAAAUUCUUUCAGGUGCCCUACCGGUCGUCGUAGAGUCGGUGCGCAAGUCGGCUGCUGUUAAAACGAACAACCGAACGUGGUAUACCCGUGAAUUUCGUUAAACGACUGUAAAUAGAUUCUCCUACAUACAUUGGUGGAAAUAAAUGAAGUGGCUUGGUGGAGGGGUCUCAAACGGAAUGCUGCCCCGCAAUAAUGGGCAGGCUGCAUCAUCCCAUCAGCUGAUACGUCUGCAGUUUCCUGGAGAGGGGAUUAGACCUCAGCCUGCACGCUCUCAAGAUGAUGCUACUGUAGGCUACUUAUUCCAAAGACCGCAGAGCGAUACCGACUUCCCCACACCCUAUGGCAAACUACAGGGACGCUGGGCUCUUGGCGAUGAAAGUAUUAUGGAAUCGCCUGCAUCUGAUUCCCUAGUAUUCGUAAACAAUCUAUCAAUAUCACCCCAGCACAUGGGAUUGGCUCUUGUGCAACACACACAGAUGGAUCCCCUCGCUCAAUCAUCAAGAAACGGACAGAUCGCGCCGUCCGCCAAGAAACUGUGGGGCGUCGAGGAGCAAAAAGAUGACACGAAAGGAAUUCUGAACCUGAACGACCACCAGAUGUGGCGGGACCCCACGUGGAGUACCACAGCCGACCAUGCCGUCUCCCAGCCCAUCACGAUGGUCCCCAGGCGGUCGGGCAGCUUCCCCGGCAACGAGGCGGCCAACAACAUCUUGUCCCCGCGGUCCGAAACGGGCGGCCUCGGCGUCAAGAUGGUCGAAUACGUCCUGGGCACUUCACCCACCAGCAAGGACCUGGACGGCAGAAUGCGAGGCUUAGUCAUGAACUCCGCCGACUCGGAUAAGAAAGAUAAGGAAAAAGCACCCAACUCCCCGUAUGAUUCAAACAAGAAAGACAUGGAGAACGGCAACGCCGUGAACGUGCAGGCGAACGGCAUUGUACAAAACGGUCUCUGUGACGACGACAAGGGAUUCAACCGGACCCCUGGCAGUCGUCAGCCUUCGCCGUCCGACGAGGACAUUAACAAGAAUAACGGUGGCAUGGUUGGCGGGGGCGGCGGCGUGCCUGUCAUGAAGGGCCACCCCCAGGAGAACCACAACGGAGCCGAGAACCACAUGAACCACACUCUGCAGCAACUGAACCACCACCAUCAGAUGAACCAGCACCACCAGAUGAACCAGCACCACCACCACCCCCUCAACGCCGUGCAGCAGCACCUUACUGUAAAUAUGGGGCUGCAGCAACAGCAGCAGGCCCAGCACCAGCAGGCCCAGCACCAACAAGCCCAGCACCAACAGGCCCAACACCAGCAAGCGCAGCAGCAGGCUCAGCAACAAGCACAACAGCAGCAGCAGCAGCAACAACAGCAGGCGCAGCAGAUGCACAACCACCUCAACAUGGAGAGCAUGAGCCAGCACUUCGAGCACGUCAUGACGCUGGACCCGUCGCAGACCAUGGCGCAGGCCUUCGAAGCCGGGUACCACCCUGGACCCGGCCCCGCGGCCACGGGCCCCCCAGGGGCCAUGCUGGCGCAGCAACAGCAGCCGACGGCGGGCGGACCCGGAGCGCAGGGCAUGGACUCCCCGGGAGUGCUGCCACCCAACUUCGACAUCCAGCAACUGUUCCGCAGCCAGCAGCAGCAACAGCAGCAGACCGCCCCCCAGCAGAUCCAGCUUCUGCAGCAGCAGCAGUACCUGGCGACGCAGCAGCAGCAGCAGCUGGGCAUCGCUGCACCGGCCGCCACCUUCACGAGCGCCCCCUACCUCAUCAACGCCCAGGAGCCCUAUGUGGGCACCCUCAUUGCCGGUCCCACCGUCGUCCCCCAGUACUAUGGCAUGGGGCCGUGGGUCUACCCCGCCAACAUCAUCCAGCAGGGAGCUGCGGGCGCGCCUCAAAGGCGGCCGCUCACGCCCUCCUCGACCACCGAGCUUAACAACAGCACCACCAACCUCACUCAGGUCCAGGGCCAGUACCAGGUCAUCCCCGCGUACUACGACCAGAAUGGUUCCAUAGUGAUGGGUAACGUCCGAGGCAUCGGCAACGGCACCCCCAUGAGACUCGUCUCUCCCGCACCUGUGAUAGUCAACGCCGGCACCCCCGGCGGCAACAUGCGACUCCUGGGCAGCCAGCCCCAGCAGAUCGCCACCCCACCCGCUGCCUCCUCCAUCUACAGCAGCAACCAGCCCGGCUCGCUGUACUCCAGUUCCAACGGCACCGCUCUCGGAGGUGGAGGGUUCGCUUCGCCGUCUGCCUCUCACGGUUUUGGCAGCAGCAACUUGGGCACUAUUGGAUCGCCCGCAAGCCUGUCCUCUCUUGGAGCAGGAGUGGACGUGUCAGGCACUGGCCUUGGUCUGGGCACAGGCAGCUCAGGCAGGCGAGACUCAUUUGACCGCAACACAUCCGCAUUCUCGCCAUCACUUGAGUACAACAGGGGGAAAUGGCCGCAGAGCUAUGGUGCAUUAGGAACAGUAACAGCAUCUCCCAGUCCCUUAGGACUGACCUCCGGGUCAUUAACUCCUCCUCCACCAUCUCUAUCAGCCAUGGGCAGUUCGUCCAACUUGGCCUUAGGAACACUAAUGGGAGGAGCUGUCAAUCAUCGUAGUAGCUUGUUAUCAGCUGCUCCUGGCGCUGAGGCAGCCAAGUUUAGAAAUGGAGGUCCUCACAUGGUAGGACUCACAGCCAAUGGCAUGUUUGGAUCAAGCUCAUCAUUGUUCAGCAAAUUUGGAGCAACUAAUGCUAGAGGAACAGUAGGAUCUGGUUUGGAGAAGCCCCCAGGAAGAAGUCGUCUCCUUGAAGAUUUCAGAAAUAACCGGUUUCCCAGCUUGGGUUUACGAGAUUUGGCAAAUCACAUUGUUGAAUUCUCUCAAGAUCAGCAUGGGUCACGUUUUAUCCAACAAAAGCUUGAAAGGGCAUCUGUUGCAGAAAAGCAAGUGGUGUUCAAUGAAAUUCUUUCAGCUGCUUACAAUUUAAUGACUGAUGUGUUUGGCAACUAUGUCAUUCAAAAGUUCUUCGAAUUUGGAACACCUGAUCAGAAAACAACCUUGGCUCAAAAGGUUCGAGGUCAUGUCCUGCCACUGGCUCUCCAGAUGUAUGGUUGCCGAGUUAUUCAGAAGGCACUAGAGUCAAUCUCUCCUGAACAGCAACAGGAAAUUGUAAAUGAGCUUGAUGGUCAUAUUCUUAAGUGUGUGAAAGACCAGAAUGGAAACCAUGUUGUGCAGAAAUGCAUAGAAUGUGUGGAGCCACAUGCGCUUCAGUUCAUUAUCAAUGCUUUCCAAGGACAAGUUUAUGCUCUCUCAACUCACCCAUAUGGAUGCCGGGUGAUUCAACGCAUCCUUGAGCAUUGUACUUUAGAGCAAACAUCACCUAUUCUGGAAGAGCUCCAUAGCCAGACUGAACAGUUGAUCCAAGAUCAAUAUGGAAACUAUGUCAUUCAACAUGUGCUUGAGCAUGGCAAGCCGGAGGACAAAUCUCAAAUCAUCACCUCUGUUAGAGGGAAAGUGCUAGUGCUGUCCCAGCACAAAUUUGCAUCAAAUGUGGUGGAAAAAUGCGUUACUCAUGCGACACGUGCUGAAAGGGCAUUUCUCAUAGAAGAAGUUUGCAGUUUUAACGACAAUGCAUUGCACGUGAUGAUGAAAGAUCAGUAUGCUAAUUAUGUGGUUCAGAAGAUGAUUGAUGUGUCGGAACCUGCUCAGAGGAAGGUUUUGAUGCACAAAAUCAGGCCGCAUCUAAACUCUCUGAGGAAAUACACUUAUGGGAAGCACAUCAUCGCUAAACUUGAAAAAUACUUCAUGAAGACAGCAAAUGCUGUGAAUGUGGUUGGGGGUGUCGGUGUUGUGGGGAGUGAUCUUGGGCCUAUAGGACCUCCUCCCAGUAACGGAAUGUAAUUUGAGGUUCUGAGAAAUGACUCCAAUGGGGUUGGUGAAAGCUUCUGCUCUCACUAUUAUUUAGCCUUGGUGUAGCUUUGCAUGCAUCAGAUAAUGUAGUGCAAAGUUAUGAUGUGGGUAUAAGGAGGAGAUUAAACCUCUAUUAUGUGUGCUUUUUUUCACAUUCAUUUAUUUUGUGUGACCUGUGGAGAUGGUAGUUUCCCUGUGAGUAAGUAAUUACUUUUAGUAUUUUAACUCUGUGGAGACCGAUUGUGCUUUUCUUUCCAUUGAGUAUGGUAAAGUGACUUUUGCAGAAUUGAUAUCUGAUUGGAUUGUGGACCAAGAGCAGACAGGACAGCCCAUUAGGGCACUACUAUUGUAUACCUGUGUACAUUAGGGGCAAGCUGAUCAUAUUUAUUUUAAAUUAUUUUACUUUUUUCAUGUAGUCCAUAGAGAGCUGUACAGAAACUUCCAUUGACCUUUGGGGCUGUGUUAUCCUUUUGCAACAUCCUGUCUGCAAUUCAUGUACAAGUCCUGAAAGGAUUUUUGACAUGCUGGAUAAUUGAAAUUAAUUCCUCUGAAGUUGUGAUAUACACUCAGGUAGUACCUGGAGGCUGAAACAUUUGCGCUAAUUAUUUCCAAACCAGUAUGUACUUUUCACUUGUGCCUCUUAUUCAUGAGGUCUCCAUGACACUACCCGUUUUGGGGCUGCCUUAACAAAAUGAAACCUGUAGAUGUUGGCCGAAACAAAAACUGUUUAGAAUCAGGGUACCAAGUAUUUCAGUCAUGACUGUUCUCUAAGACGCACUCUAUAUGAAUCUUGAAAUAGCCAACACAGCAAGAACUGUAGUGUGUAGUGUACCUUAAUAUCAAAAAAGGACCAAUGUAGACUAUAAACCAACAGUAAUUGUCAACUCAUAGUCUCAAUAUAUUUCGGCUUUUCCCAUUUACCUUUUAUGCUCAAGUGAUUCUUCCUCUGGAGUUAACGACAGAAAAAUUCUGGUGUCUCAAUUUUCAAAAUUUAAGAAGUACAAGUGAAGUAACAGUAAUGCCUGUUAAUUAGUGUAAAAACUUAGCAUUGUGUAGAACUUAAUUUCGUUUUCUCAAGUGAAGCGAGCAAGUAAACCAUUCAAGUAAUGUAAAUAUAUUGACUGCUGUGUAGGUGUAAACAAUAUUUAAAGUAAUGUUGACAUGGCAUUUAUUUGCUUUCAUGUAACUUUGUCUUUGGUUAUUUGAGAAAUGAACUUGUUUUAAUGAUUUUUCUAAUAUUAUUUUUUUAUUUGCCUCCUUGUACAGUCAUUGACUGCCCCCCUCCUAAUGUUCUCAUUGUGCAGCAUGAAUAAGUGUGUGAAUGUAAAAAUGAAAACUUAGUACACUUUUUAUCAAUCGUGUAAUGUAUGAUUUAUAAAUAUGGAGCAAUCAAAUUGUAAAAUUGGAUCACUGACAUAUGUAAACAUUUUUAAAAAUUUGAGUAUGCAUUGUAAAGUGUACAGGCAAACAUUUGAACAGAGAGAUAUCCCAAAUUAUUUUUAUUAUUGACUUCAUUUGGACUCUGUAUUAAAGUCAUAUACAGAAAAAGGGAAUUGUUGUUUAGUACAGGUGUCUAUUUAAAGCAUUUACUAUAUGUUAAAUUUAUUUGUGUAAAAGUUCUUCUGAAGCAAGUUAAAUUAGAACCAUUUUCACUUGCUUAUGAUAGUUAUCAGGUACAAUGUAAUUUAUGUUGUUUGUAGAUCAGGAUAAUCCAUGAUUUUCUAUGUGUAAGAUGCUAAUCAUAUAAUUAAUUUAACUAAAACUUAGUAGCUUUUAUAGUAGUAUUAGUAUUUUCUCAUGUUUCUCCUUUAUUCUAUGUUCAGCAUCUUUUUGAAAAUAUACCUGUACACUCUCUUUCAAUUGUGUAGGCAAUUUGUAUAUUUGUUGGAGUCAAUUUUACCUUCUCUGGAAUUAACUCUGUAGAUGCAUUUUCAUUGUGUAAUUAUUUUCAGCUUUGUAAGUACAAAGAAAUUUGCUUUACCUUUGCAUUUGUGGAUUCUGUAAUUUUAAUUUUAAAUUCGGUGUGAUAAACGGUUCCAUUGUAAUUCCUCCUUUUCUGAACAAGGUUAAGUGAAGGUUUGUGCUAAGAAUCUUACCUAAUUCCUAUUUUGGACAUCUGCCUUUUCUCAAGUCUAUUUGUCUGCAGCUUUACAUAUCCCUUCACUUCAUUUACAGUGAAAGGGCUCCUCAACCAUUUUUUCAGUUGAUUGAAUACUGAAGUUUUUGGCUUAUCAGUAUUGAUAAAUUUAUUUGCAUUCAAAGUAUUUGACUGUUCCUAACUCCUCUUAUAUUGGUCCAUUUCCCUGAAAGCAUGUAUAUGGAUAUGUAUAUUUUCAUGUGACUUAAUUGAAAGAAAUCUUGGUUGAUUGGUUUUUUGUGAAAGACAAUUUUUUCAUUCUUGUGGAGCUGCAUGUAUGACUUCCUGUUUUUAAUUUUUCAUUGACACAAUCAGUUCUCCUGUUUGUUGAGCAGGUUUUUUGGACUGAGAGAGCUGUUGUCUUUCACGAAAAAUUACUUAAUCAUUGCAGAUUUUAUCUCUCUUAUUGUAAUAUAAACACAUCUUGAAUCUAUAAUGCUUGUAAUUAUCUUUGUAGAACUUGUAGCUAUGAGGGUGUCUCCCUUGCUCUCCACUAUGUAUUUUCUACAUAUUGUAGUAUAUAUACAUAACUACUUAUUGUAUAUUGGUCUGUAACUGUAACAGCAUUCAUUAUAAUUUAGCUUGAGCAAUGUUUUGUGUUGGAGAACCUACCUAUACACUUGCUAAAAGACAUAUAGUGUGAAACAAAUGUAAUAUUGUAUCAUGAAAGCAGCUCCCAAACUAAUUUCUCAUUCAUAUUAGGGCAUUUUUGGACUUGCUUUUAGGAGGUGUUGUCUUACUGCAAGUUGUUUUAUUUUACUGUUGUAAGUGUCUAGACUUUAAGUCAUAAUAAAUGUUUCUACAGUUUGUGUGGCAUAAAAAGUGGUUAUGAUUGCUGUAUAUACUUCUGUAUUUAGAUUUGUGUGGUAAUUGUCAAAUUUAGAUGAAAUAACUAACUAGAAUGUUUUCCACAAUCACUGUCUAUUGAUAUGUCUAGAACAUGUGUAAUAAAAUCAUGGAACUAAGUUAUAUAUAGUUAUUAAAUCACGUUGUGUCAAGACUGAUGUAAAGUAAAAACUAAACAAAAGCAUAACAAGAACCUAGUAAAUGAUCAGCAUUCAGUUGUUUUUGUGUACCUUUUCUGUUUCUUUAAAAUUGAUUGACAGACAUCAAGCGAACUCAGUAUGCAUCCAAUUUCCCUUGUCCACUUACAGGUAAAAAUGCUUUGCAAAAUGCUAAUUUUGCACUUUUUUCUUUUGUAGGGAGGGAUAUUUGUAAAAAUUAUUUUAUUGUUUUUAUUGUUCAUUCCUAAAUCAUUAAAACAUGCAAAGUAAUCUCUAAGUAAUUUCUUUCCUCUCCCUUAGUGUUACAUUAUUUUUUUUAAGGAAUUGUUGUCUUAGGUGCACAUAGAACAAAUUACUAGAUGUAGCAAAGCACUUGUGAAUAUAUUGUGAACCCAACAGACGUGCUUUCAAUGUUCUGCUUGACCACUUCUACAUUGAUCUUAUGCCAGUGGCUGUCUCAAUUAUAAACAAAGUCCCUAGGUGUCAAUGACUCUGAUUCAUUGUUCCAUAGAACAUGAAAUAAAUAUCUUUGUAUUGCUUA